This is a messenger RNA of Apodemus sylvaticus (European woodmouse), 3044 nucleotides long. It is a transcript of the gene Ccdc66, whose product is annotated as coiled-coil domain containing 66. The transcript has 18 exons. Gene Ontology annotation, cellular component: microtubule; cilium; photoreceptor inner segment. Lineage: Eukaryota; Metazoa; Chordata; Mammalia; Rodentia; Muridae. The record is from RefSeq and is a predicted model, not a curated record. Gene Ontology annotation, biological process: cilium assembly. The coding region runs from base 299 to 3034 and encodes 911 amino acids. Gene Ontology annotation, molecular function: microtubule binding.
AGCUUGAAACUGAAUUAUUGGAUGGAAAAACGAAGCUAAUACUGUCUCCAUAUGAGCAUAAAUCAAAAGUUUCUGUGAAGAAGCCUUUUCUGCAUAUUACUUCUGGCACGACUGGAAUGUGGCAAGCUAAUCCACAUUAGUUAUCUGAGUCCAGCUGGUAGGUGCGUGUCCAGCAGCCGCAGAGAUCUCCAGCAGCCGUGAAGGCUCCGGCAUGGCCUAGAGCCCCGUUGGCUUUAUUUGUCUUCUUCAGAAGAGGGGGACAGUGAGAGAGAGCCACCCUUGUUUUCUAGAGGCUCAGAUGGGAAAUAAGGUCAAGAUUGCAAAAUGUCCUUUAAGAACAAAACAGACUGGACAUACUUUAAAAUCAACACAAAAUACUUACGUUGGGAGUGAAAACCUUUCUCAAAAGAAGAUCUCUGCUUCAAACACUUCACAAGCAAAACUUGAAAAUAGUAGAUUGACAUUUUCACCCAGUACGGAUUUAUGUAAGCAGUAUUCAGAAAAAGACGGUCUCCGUGUUCAAAAGGAGAUUUCACCUACAACCUCUAAUAUACGGAUGAUUAUAAACACUGCAGAUACUUGUCCAGUGGCUAAACAGAAGCCUUGCAAAAAACACACCACAGCGGAGAACAUGAACAGCAGUUUGGUGUGUCUCACACAGGACCAGCUUCGCCAGAUUCUGAUGCUGAGUCUGAGCCGGGGAGACGGGCCUGUGACCCUCCCUGAGAGUGGGGCGGGGGAAGCAAGUCAAGAUAGUUUCCAUUUAAUUGAUAUUCCUAGUCAGCCAAAGGAUGUGAAUGUCACAGGAUUACUGCACAAAACGGAGGUCAUUUCCCCUGCCGCAAGUGAGAAUGAGCAGGUGCACCAGAGAACUCCAGAGGUGCCUCAGCAGUGUGAGCAGAAAGCCGCCGUAGAGAAUGAAUGGAAACCAGCUGACAUAUUCAGUACUCUGGGGGAAAGGGAACGUGAUAGAAGUUUGUUGGAAGCAAGAAGAGCCCAGUGGAAAAAAGAGCUAGAUGAACAGGUUGCUUUAAAGAAGAAAGAAAAAGAAGCUUCUCAAAAAUGGAAUAAUCCUUGGAAACCAUCUGAAAUAGUAUGUGAUAAGUUUCAAGUCCUUGACCAAUCCAGGGAAGCAGGACUGCUGGAGUCCCCUUGCAGCGCUGCUAAGCAAGAGCAACAGAGAAAAUGGAUUGAAGAAUUGAAUAAACAAGUUGAAGAUGACCAGCAAAGAAAAGCAGAGGAAAGAAUGAUAUAUUCAAAGGGUGAAGAACAUGACAGAUGGGCAGUGCAUUUUGAUUCAUUAAAGAGUCAGCCUGGUUCUCAGUCUCGCCUGUCCUCUCAGUCAACACACCAGCACCUGGAGUCACUCUGUGUGUCUCCUGAUACUCGGGAACUGGCGGAUGUCAAUGGUGUUUACACACCUCCACCUGGAGUCCAGGUGGAGCCUUCUGAGAAAGAACAGAGAGGCAGACCUGUUCUGGACAUGGCUGUGUCACAUGGUCCGAAAACAAACUUCCUCCGUUCUAUGACUGCACUCUUGGAUCCAGCACAGAUUGAGGAGCGGGAAAGGCGCCGACAGAAACAAUUAGAACAUCAGAAAGCAAUCACAGCUCAGGUAGAGGAGAACCGCAGGAAGAAGCGGCUGGAGGAAGAGCAAAGAAAAAAAGAGGAGCAGGAACUGGAACUGCGCUUGGCAAGGGAGCGGGAGGAGAUGCAGAGGCAGUAUGAAGAGGACAAGCUUAAACAGAAGCAGAAGGAAGAAAUCAUGACUCUAAAGACAAACGAGCUAUUCCACACAAUGCAGCGAGCUCAGGAGUUGGCGCAGAGGCUCAAACAGGAGCAGAGGAUCCGAGAACUGACUCAGAAGGGACAUGAUACAUCCAGGCUGAUUCAAAAUCUUGGUGCACAAGUGGAUUAUAAGGCAUCCACUACCGUCUCCAGUUACCAUGGUGAUGCUGAGGAGGCUGCUGAUGAAGCGUGUGCAGCUGCCGCUCCAACAGCCUCUCCCAAGAAGGACACGGGCGUGCAGACAGAUGAUGUACAUUUAGGAAUUUUCAAUGAUGUGCUACCACACUGUGGAUCAGUAACAGAGAGGGGCAUUAGAAACUUUUCUUCUCCAGAAAUUUCUGCAGAUUUCAGUGGACAGAUUGGCAUUAGAAAAGAGAAGCAAGAACUAAGUAUGGAUAAAGGCACUAAUUUAGACAAAGAAAACAGCUGGUAUAAUGGCCAGUGUAAUCAUAAUAGAAGAACAGAGAAACAAACAAAACUCACGAAGAAAUGUCCUAAGAAGCCUGCUUGGAAUAUAAAUAAGCCUCUCAAAAGGUACAUUCCUGCAUCAGCAAAGUACCCAGCACAUCUCCAGAAGGAGAAAGAAGAAAAAAAGGUAAGAAGGCAGAUGGAGCUGCUUCACUUAGUGGAGAGAAACAAUCCUGAGAAUCUCUCCCAAAAUAGAGGCACUUCACCAGAUGUUCACGCUUCAUCUCAUCAAGAAACUGAGUCAGAGAGCAGGUUGCAUCUUAUCAAAAAGGUAGAAGAACCUCUGAAAACUCCUUCAGUUAGUAAAGAAAGGUUUCAGACAUCACCAGCAGUAAAAAGCAGAACUCAACAAACUCAGAGUAAUGUAUUACAAUUACCACUAAAAAACAGUGACUAUGAAAAAGAGACUUUGACCUUAGGAGAUGGUCGUACUAAAUUAUCAGAUGAGAUAUCUGAGCCAUCCCAUUUUAUACCCUAUGUUCGAACAAAUGAGAUCUAUUACCUUGAUCCAGAUGCACCCUUGUCUAGGCCAUCAACCCAGGACAACCAAUAUCAAAAAUCUCAUGACUGUGCCCGAGAACAAGAACUAUUUGACUCUGACCAUAUCAGGGAUCCACUUCUUAAUCCUAAAUUGGUGAAAAACAGGGACCGACAGCAAGCUAUCCUUAAGGGGCUUUCAGAACUAAGACAGGGUCUUCUCCAGAAACAAAAGGAGUUGGAAACGAAUCUCAUACCCUUAACUGCAAACCAAGAAGAUAAUUUUAGUUCUUCAUUUUAAAUAUGCUCAC